Molecule: messenger RNA, 6622 nt
Organism: Seminavis robusta
Lineage: Eukaryota; Bacillariophyta; Bacillariophyceae; Naviculales; Naviculaceae
Source: the annotation of a GenBank genome assembly
CCAAAGGCAUAAUUGUUGGAGACACCGAGGCCGUUACUUGCUGAUGCUGGCAAGAGCACCACAUUCACGAUGCCCUUGGAUGACGAGAAAGAAGAAAAGACUGUCACUCAAACCGGAUGUGUUGCCCUGGGUACCGCUAUUAUAUUGCCAACUGUUUUAGUUAGGUAUGCAUGGAGAGGAUUGAAACAACGAGGAACUGGCACUGCGAUCAAGACAGAGUUCUACCGUAAAGGGCCUUUGAGUAAUCUCUGAAGCCGAAUCGAAUUGUAUCCAUCAUUUUGGUUCCGGGCUGGGCGAUUGUUGGUCGCCCUUCGAACGAGUCACUCAUCCCACGCAAAAUUUGAGUUCGCGACGACCGGCCACGAGCCGCUGAGUAUGGCAUAGGCACAAGAAGGAUUUUGAGUAUUUAGUAUUCAGGAACAACUGUGGUCCAACAGCAGCAAUACAAUGUCCGCAUCCAGUCCACAACAUCCUAUUUUGACGUCAGAGGCAGUGGCUGCCUUGCCACCUCCCGGGUUGUCGGGGCCAUCCUCACUGACAUUUUCGCCUCGGUUCCAGCAACCCAAUGGCCAGUAUUUGGCAUUUGUGGCCUCCGCUUCCAUGAUGCUGGCACAUCAGCCUCGCCGAAUGCAAGUUCAAAACUUGAGCUGGUCCUCUUCAACUACAACCGCAACAGCAACAACCAACAACUCAUCAUCUACGACACCAGCAACGUCUUCCUCGAGAUCCAGUUCUUCUUCCGAAAGACAACUAUUUGUUCUUGACAUCGCAUCGCUACUGGCACAGUCCAAGACUCCUGCUAGCCAAAACCGCAUCACAGUACAUCCUUUACUACGAACACCCUUUUCCACACCGACUAAUUCAAGUUCAAGUGCUGCGAACACUGCAAAAAGAAGAAUAGUACAGGAUUCAUCCAAGGCUAAAACUACAACUACCAAUGGAGGCACUGUGACUAGCACCUCCAUGUUGGCCUCUUCUUUUCCCAACCAUGCAUCCUUUCCUCAGCAGCAACAACAGCAACGAAAGCAAAUGUCCUCUUCAGUUCCAAUCAAUCUGUCAUCCUCCUCUCUCGUUCAUUUCUCAUGGUGCCGGUGGAGAAAUAAUGCCUCAGACGAUACCUUUUCUUCAAUACCACAAAGUCAACUACGACUCCUCGUCCCAAUACGCGGCUCUCUGUACGUGCAGCAUGGAAUACUGGAUCAGGCGGAACCCUUGCAGGUAGUAUACGACAAAACACGACACAAACCGUCCCAACUACGAAACAACAACAACAACAACAACAACAAUAACAACAAUGCAGCAAACCAAAACUCCGCCGACGCAGAGGACCCUCAGUUAAGUCCUGACGGACGAAUGGUCGCUUUUGUCGUUGCAGGAGAAAUAUACGUGGCUCCAACUACACCACCAUCACAGGGCAGGGAUGACCUCUGUGUACAAAUUACCUUCGGUGCAUCGGACACUAUUGCACAUGGCGUAGCAGACUUUAUUGCACAGGAAGAAAUGGAUCGAUAUCGGGGAUUCUGGUGGCAUCCAGACUCCAACGGAAUAUUGUUUACCAAACUGGAUGAAGCGAAUGUUCCGCCCUACAGAAUCUUGCAUCAAGAUGUUGGAAGUGGAGGGGCACAAUCCACAGCAACAACUAACGCUACAAACCUGCCGAAUUCAAAUAAUGACUCAACCGACGGGGAUACUGGAAACAACAACACAAGCUCCCAUUGUGGAAGCUACGAAGACCAUCGAUAUCCUUUCGCGGGGAAUGCCAAUCCAACAGUAACCCUAGGAUUUGUCAAGGUGAAUUACCGGUCGUACUUUGAUCCAACCUAUAUUAGUUCUUCCGAGGAGCAGCGAGAGCCUUCUGAAGGGACCAACCAUCAGAACGAUGUCGCUCGCGAGGCAUGGCAAUGGACCGUAUGGUAUGAUUCUCCGCGGGAGGCGCCUGAAUACUUGGCCCGAGUGCAUUGGCUACCCGACGGAUCCGCAUGUGCGCAAUGGCAAAAUCGGACACAAAAUACAUUGGUCAUGACAAGAAUGAAUGUCCAUCAUGGACAGAGAGCUAGAACGCUGCUUGUGGAAAGGACACAAUAUUGGAUCAAUCUGCACAACAUGAUGAAGACGUUGCCUCGGCCUAUACAUCCACACGAAUGCAGUGGGGUUGUGGACAAUAUUCCUCCUCUUCCCAAUCCACUUCCAGAUGGAUCGUUUUCCUUCUUCUUUGCAUCAGAAAGGACUGGAUAUUGCCAUCUCUACUUGUAUACAUACGCCCCUGGAUUCAAUGGAGAUCAGGCUGUCUUGGUAAAGUCUGUUUCUGGUAGAGGAGAUUGGAUGGUGGAAAGCAUUGUUGGUAUUGACAUGAACCGUGAUGUUGUGUAUGUUAUGGGAACAUACGAUUCUGUCCUGGAAAGACACUUGUAUGCCCUUCCCAUUGCCAACCAGCGAAGGACUCACCCUGGCGGCGUCGACUCUGGAGACCAUCAUCCAAACGAAGAGGUCGCUUCACCUGCUGAAGUCGGUGAUGGCAGAAGCAACAACCAUGGCGUCCGUCGCGGAUUAAAACAAGUAAUGAAUGCACUGAGUGGCAAGAAUCGAUCUCGAAACAACAGCGUGGGUAGUGCUUCGAAUGGCGUGCUGUCAACAUCAGGCAACACGGUUCAACCAAUUCGUCUGACCACACUGUCAGGCAUGCACAAUAUUGUCAUGGACGAAGACUGCAGCAUUUUUGCAGAUACAAGCUCAGACUUGGAUCGCCCAACGAUUGUUCAAUUAUUCGCCAUUCAGCAUGCAGAAAAUGACGGGAAGGCCACCACUCCAACAACCCGCUACCUCCUCACUCUGUACGAUGCCCUUUAUGACGAAAAGACAAUGACUGCGUUGAACCUGACAACCACAGCCUCCUCCUCGUCCAGCCCUCCGACAAACAACAUCAAGGGCGGCGGAAGCUCAGCAAAGACCCAUCGACUGAUAUCCAGUCUUCCUGCACCGGAGCUCGUAUCGUUUCCGACAUCCGACGGAAGCGAAACACUUCAUGCAGCUCUCUACCGCCCGGAUCAAACUCGACACGGACCCGGUCCUUAUCCCCUCAUUUGUGCCGUUUACGGAGGUCCCCAUGUCCAACGAGUGAAUCGGUCGUGGUCGCAGUGCGCAGAUAUGCGAGCUCAACGGCUCUGUUCGCUGGGGUUUUGUGUUGUCAAGUGUGACAAUCGGGGAUCUUCUCGCCGUGGCAUUGCUUUCGAGUCGGCCAUUGCACGACGACUGGGGCGUUUGGAGGUGUUGGAUCAAGUCGCUACUGUCCGACAAAUGACCCUGCGAGGAAUUGCAGAUCCAACCCGUGUAGGGGUUUACGGUUGGUCAUAUGGUGGGUAUCUCUCUGCCAUGUGCCUGUGUAGGGCUCCAGACGUUUUUCACGUUGCAGUUGCAGGCGCUCCGGUGACUAGUUGGGAUGGAUAUGAUACCCACUACACCGAGAGAUAUAUGGGCUUACCGUCGGAUAAUGCAAGUGGGUACCGCGAGUCGGCCGUCUUUGACCAUGUUCCGAAUAUGCGAGGACGGUUGAUGAUUGUGCAUGGUUUGAUCGACGAGAACGUUCACUUUCGGCACACAGCUCGGUUGAUCAAUCGGCUGAUUGGUGCCGGAAAAGAAUAUGAUCUUUUGAUCUUCCCCGAUGAAAGGCAUUCUCCCCGUCGCCUUCGCGAUCGAAUUUACAUGGAACAACGGAUAAGUGAUUACUUUGUUCGUCACUUGAGCAGUCCGUUUGCUAAUGGGAGCGGCGUCCCAGGAAAUGUUCGGUCCAUCCCUGGACACCUUUGAGUUGUGUAAACUCGACUCGAGUAGUAGCAAGCUAUAUAAACGCUACCGUACAGAACGCUUGGUGAAUGAUGCAUCUAGUUUAGGUAGGAGGUGUGGCACCCACUGUCCGGAAAGGGCUGACAUUUUGGCUAGAGCGGAUGGGUAUCUGGAGCAACAACAAAAAAACAGACACAACAGCAGUAACAGCAGGGUUAGUCCAAAAAGACUCAACAAUACAUUUGGGGGAAUCGAAAAUUCCAUACGUACCGACAAAGCACAAAAGUAUUGAACACAGCACAUCCACAGAGGCACCCAGCCACGAUUUUCCCAAAUAGAUCCUGGUAGGACCAGCUGACACUCGCCAGAAGCAAAUAGAAGAGGAACCUCCAGACCGAAUUGAACAAGAAUCCAAAAUUGACGGCAAUAAUAACGCGUAGAAAUUUAAGCUGAGUUUCCAGGCAACAAAUCAAGAGGCCUCCACAGGUAGCAUAGAUUGCCAAAACAAACACCGAUGGGCCGGGGAUCCCAACCAUGACAAAAACCUAAAAAAAGAAAAAAGGUUGGUUUGGCGGUGAGCUCGUAUUGUUUGCAGGAUAUUCAUUCAGGUCAAACAUUUUGUACCGUACUACGCACCGAACAGACAAUGAGGGCAAUGGCCACCCCCAUGUUGGCCAAUCUCAUUGUCAAAAUCAUGCGGGGUAGGUCCUCUUCGGCAGCCUCCGUCGAGGACGCCGCCGUUGCCGAAGUGGUGGAACCGACUGUUGGCGUGGUGGGCUGCUGGGAAGCAGCAACUCCAGUCGUCAUCUCGAAGUUAUCUCCGCCUCCCGCAGCUGCGGCAUUGUUGUCGUUUCCCGAACUCAACCAAGCUGGAGUGUCCGCCAUGGUGAUGGUAUCUUCUGGGACGCACUGGCUUUGCGGUAGAGAACAAUGACCAAUCUUGGUCCGAUAACAAAUCUUGAUUGAGGCUUCCGCUCUUGUGAAGAACACAACAAACAACAAGCUAUCUCUGUCAACAACAAAAGGUCGCAGCGGUGGUUCAAUGUCUUCGCCUUCUUGAUUAGCAAAUCAAGAACAGUACAUGUAGUCUACCGGUGGUGUUUGGGAUCUGAGGUGGAUCAUGACCAUGGCGGUUCGGUAGGCAGCAUUGUUGAGAGCAAGCGCGGACAACCGUUAGGUUUCAAGCUCACAAGGCUGUCAAAACAUAAGCUAAGCUAAGCUACGUUACUUUUGCACCAAGGUUGCUUCGGCAGCUAAUUCAAUUAUUGAUGGGGUUGAGAUUGCAUUUUAUUAAAAUGACAACAGAACUUGGCAGGCAAGCCAUGGUGGAUGGCACCCGCAACAGGAAAAGCUUAUAUCAGGCAUGGUAGCUAUGCUGCCCAAUGCCUUUGGCAGCGAACGUGACAUUUUGUACAAGGCGGCAAGCAAACAUCGACUCGUUUGAAAGACAAAUUCGCGGUAUCUUUCUGAGUAUUGCUGUCACCAGCCAGAAUGACUUGUACUGUACCCUGAGCUUUGAUGAUCGAUUCGAUUCAUCAGGUUUGUCUCGCUGUUCGUAGUUUGAACAGAGACAAAGAAAAUCGCACUAGCUAGGGGUAGUCGAGCGACAGUCGGAUGCAGAAUGUUUUCCAACGACCUACAGUAGCUAGCUACGGUAGAAUCCACCGAGAGCAGCGUUCUCCAUUCAUUCCAGCAUUGUGAGGAUGAACUGAUCUUCAUCGCAUGGCUGGCGACGAAACAAUAUUAUUGUGUGUGUGUGUACGUGCCCCUACAGCACACUAACUAUAAUCACCAUACAAAGUCAAUGUAAUUAUUAUUUGAUAAACAAUGCAGGUUUUUGAUUCUGCACAGGAAGUAAGCAGUGUCAGAUCAAGCGAGUGGCUUGUAGGCGCAGGUUGCUUUGUGGCUGGUUUUGUGGAGUGCCUGCCAUCACACACAGACUACCAGUACCAGUAGUACUUUGUAAUUUACUCUUCGACAUCAUCUCGAUAGUCUCGAUUCUUGCGUCUGGUUCCGGCACCUCCCGUCCGCGCCUCUUUCCGUGCUUUUGCUUCCUUGGCAUCCUUGCGCCUUUGUUUUUCGGCUCCUUUGGGAACUCCUAGGAAUGGUUCCAAGAUGGGCCAGACUUGUCGUUUCCAGGCUUUGGACCCCUUUUUGUAGACAAAGGCGAGAUUGUAUCGUAUGUUUCUGGCGGCUGUUUUGAGUAUCUGUGGUGCGUAUCGAUUCCAGUACUGAUUGACAAAGUACUCGCGUGUUUCGGCAAUCUGUUCCAAGGCUAGUGUGAGUGGUGCUUCGUCUUCCUCCCAUCCCAGAAAGUAUCCGUAAUCUUGAUACUUGCGUUCGAGUUUUUUGACCAAUUUUGGAUAGUCUCCAUAGUGUUUUGCGAGAAUGUUGGGGACCUCUUCAAUCUUGUUGGGAUCGUGUUUUUCGUAGAACGAGAGAACGCGUUGACGAGGGACAGCCCCCACGCCCAAGCGAAAUCCAAUGGAUCCCAAGACAUGGUGUUUCUGCGCAUAGUUGGCAAUCAUAUCCGAGGCAUAAAUCAAUGCCGGCAAGAUGGUAGUUCCGACCAUCAUGAUGAGUAGAAUGAGAGGAGUGGUCUUGAUGCCUGGAUUCUUCUUGGGAAUGCGUUGUUCCGGUUCUUCCUUUUUCGACUUUUUCUCCUUCUUCUCUUCGCCAUUGUCUUGUUGUUGAUCAUUGUCGCUAUCAUCAUCAGAGUCACUCGUCACGUUGAACAUGUUCGUCACUUCUUCAUUCUCGUUCUUGCGCUUCUGACGGCGACGCAGUUUCGCAUCAGCUCCUCGGGCCAUGGUCAAAAUUAAUUAAUUAAUUAAUUGGAAAC